CGUUCCUCCAGCAGACCACCACACCACCUUUAUAUACCGCCAACAUGUCGACCGACCCAAAGAUCCAGGACCUGCUUAACAAGCCCAAGAGUGAGCUUACUGAAUACGAGGUCUCCCUCGUUGAGGAACAUGAGCUCACAGCUGGCCCCCUCUCUCUCCUCCAAACCGCCACACGCACACACACCCAGGUCCUGAUCGCCUGCCGUAGCAACCGUCGCCUGCUCGCUCGCGUCAAGGCGUUCGACCGCCACUGCAACAUGGUAUUGGAGAACGUCAAGGAAAUGUGGACAGAGAAGCCCAAGGGCGGUAAGGGCAAGGGUGUCAACAAGGAUCGCUUCAUCAGCAAGAUGUUCCUGCGCGGUGACUCGGUCAUCCUCGUUCUGCUCAGUUGAUUUCGGGAAUUCAUUCCCAACCACGUGACAUGCGCGACAUGUUUGGCUUUUCUCUAUCCAGUUAUUGGAGUCGACAAAGACGGUCUAUUUCUUGAUAUCGAUACCCUGUCCUACGAUUUCCGAAGUCUGCGAUCCAUAGUCGGGGAUUCAAUCACACGUAUAUCCUAAGCUCCCUUGGCGAGUAGAAAAGGGAUUCUAUUUCUUCUCAUGAGCUUUCUCUAUGUCCGUUCUUCGUUGUUUUACUGUAUCAUGAAGGGACAUAUCUGGCGUUUUUCUGGUCCAUUUAGAAAAGUUAGAAAAGGAAAGAAAAGUCAGGUAGUCUGAUUCGAGAUUUUUCUCGAAGAUAAUAGGGGCAGGUCGAGUGUUCUCGAUCGGCGAAAGGGGCGUGGACAGUGGCUUUUUGGAUGUAUAAAUAUGGAUUCUAAUACAACCACUUAGCUACAAUGCAAUGAAAGGCCCACGCUAGCAAGAAACCUACUGUCGCACUUCAAAUAGCUUGGCUUGGUUAUUAUCUACAAGCAGUUAGGAGUCUUACGGGAAUGGAAAAACAUGAAUAAUAAAUCCAUAGAA
Messenger RNA from Aspergillus caelatus, 962 nucleotides. Its product is annotated as mRNA splicing protein SMD2. Gene Ontology annotation, cellular component: U4/U6 x U5 tri-snRNP complex; U5 snRNP; U2 snRNP. NCBI's taxonomy places the organism in Eukaryota, Fungi, Ascomycota, Eurotiomycetes, Eurotiales, Aspergillaceae. Gene Ontology annotation, biological process: RNA splicing; spliceosomal snRNP assembly. Gene Ontology annotation, molecular function: RNA binding. The record is from RefSeq and is a predicted model, not a curated record. The transcript has 4 exons. The coding region runs from base 45 to 392 and encodes 115 amino acids.